CUACCGAAGACGAGACCGAGAGCUGAGUGAGGCAGGGUUGUGUGCUGGGGGUACCUACAUUAGGCCCAGUCAUACUCCAAUGCCCGGCUAAGCAUCAGUUGUGUGGGACGGUCGCGGACUGCAGUUUGCCAAUCGCUGUGUCAAUACCGUCCUCCAAUGCAGUCAGAACUCGUCUCGAUAUGAAGCUGUAGACGGCGUUCCGUGAACUGGCGUGUGGGUAUAGCAACAGUAGCGCCUGCAGUGGUGCAGAGGACCUCCCUCCUCCGACACGUGGGCUGAAGAGUUGAGAUCAGCUGAUCAGCUAUGUCUGUGCUUGAGUUAUUCAAAGGGACAGUAAUAGGGCUUGCGUUGGGAGUGUGAGUUUAGUCUGUACUGCAUCGGACUACUUAUGGGUGGAGAAAGGAUUUUUUUAACUGGUUGAAAUCCAGCUAUGACGUCAACGUGACUUAUUCCCGUACCCGAGAUCAUUUGGAGUGGUUCAACGGAACGCCUUUUGUGUUGAGGAAUUCCAUGCGUUGUGUGUAGGUAAAAGAGGAAUGAUUCAUGUAAGCAGUCUCUCACCUGGCGGGGCGGUAAACACGAGCUGGAUUGAACUUUAUGUCGUGGAAUAGCCAACACCGUCUGUGAUCGUCUGUGAUGGUGUCUACCCCAUGUAGGGGGGCACAUAAACAUAUGUAAGUCACGGUGGUAGUAUAAACCUGUCUCUUGACAGUCUGUGGCAAACACUACGUAUGUGUUUUAUUUAAUCUGGAAUCUAUGUUCACAAAGUACUGUCUAUGCUUGUUCGAUUAUAUCACAGCUUAUCUUAACGUGAUUGAAUUACUGGCAUAUCUGGCAUAGUUGCUGGUGAUUCUUAUCUGUGAUUUGUGAAUUAAUUAUUAACCCUUGAAGACUGAACAGACCUAAAUGAAGGCUGUAACGGAGGUUGUAUAACGUGAGGGCUUUGAAAGUCGCACAGGGAGACGGACCCAGGAGGCAGGUGAUAAUCUGAGUCCGGGGUUGUGUAUUGAUGAACCGGACCCGAACAAGACACUGCCUAACGCAUGCCAAGGCGACUAGCGUUUUUAAAGUAUGACAUGUUUUGUGUUCCUGUAACAACGGAUGUUCACGACAAUGAUUUGAUUGUCCCUCAGCUCUCCACGUCUGGAUAAUACGCGUAAUUAUGAGAGUUGGUGUUACGGAGGGGAAGAGUUUUACAGAGUUAUUUGAGCGUUUCAACCUACAAUAGAUGACGUUUCAUUCGGGAACUUGUAAUCACGUUUUUAAAGUAAUUGGUCACAGGACGUGAGUGUAUGAACACACACGCACAUAUGAACCAGAACCCAGUGAGGGCGUCAUGACAAGUAUGACCAAAGACCAAGCCAAGGAUCUUAUCCCCCGGGCUGGUGCCCCACCCGGACAGGUGCCCGUCAUGAGGAGGAGCCGGUCCCUCAGUGAGCUCCCUGGGAGCGUGAGGGUACCCAUCAUCAGACGGACGGACAAUGAGAGGAUGAGGGCGAGGUUGGAAGCCAGUGCUCAGGGGCUGGAGGAGUUGAAGCUGUUGCGUGAGCAGCAGCAGAAGCAGAUGGAGGAGGUUCGGACGACGGCGUUGCAGAGGAAACCAUCAUCGUCGUCGUCAACGUCGUCUCAGAACGGACGCUUCUCCCAGAGCCAACCACAGCUCAACCAGAGAAGAAUGUCAGCUGCCUCCUUACGGCUGUCUUCAACGUGUCUGGCCAGAAUCAAUGAAGAAGGUGACGACGGCGGUGGAGGAGGUUUCACCAAUGGAAAACUACAAGACUGCACGAACCUGGGAGGUUCUACAGUUGGACAUCGAAGACAUUCGAGUUUCAGUCUUGAAGCAUGUCGGAAUAGACGUCCUCUGAACACGACAGACACUGAUGUUUUUGAACACGAACUUUCCACCGAGUCUGACAGACUCCGAAAGGCUCGGUCAUGGGGUUCGUUGGUGUCUGGUUCUGCCUUCAGAUCUGUGAGUUCAGAAAGUUUAAAUGAAAGAAACAAUGACAUAUCUGCGAAUCAGCUUUCAAACAUACCGAAUACUAGGAAAAACCAGAGAAGUUCUUCUUUUUCUGCCAUUACUGGGAACAGUUAUAACCAGCAUUUUGCCAGGCAAAAUCCAAUCAGCGAGGAUCCGAUGGUAAAUAAUGAAAACAUUGAACCCAAGUUACGUCGAGCUAGCAUUCAGUGUGAAGCUGUCUUGACAGGAGGCGGCAAUAAGAAGAACCAAGGUAUAUUCAAAGAUGUUGACUUAGCAAACGUCUCACAAGACAUGCCUAGUCCACUCCAUGCAGUUUUGCAUGGUUUCAAAGCUUCACAGCCCCAGAAUAAAACCAAUAAGGCUGAGAAGCAAGUCCAAAAUGGGGUACAGAAUGAAGCUACAAAUUUGGGAUUACAGAGUGUGAAGAUAUCCAAUUCUUCAAAUGUUAUUCAAAGGAGGAAUUCUUUCAAUAUUGAAACAAGCCCGUCUCCUAGAGGAAACGGACACUAUUAUAAUGGUCACUCUAGGACAUUAAGUGAAGCUGACAUACAUGUUUCUAGACUUUCAAAGGGAUACAGUGUACCGAACAAUAUCCAUGAUCUCAGUAGGGAUGCACCUAAAGUGAACAACUACUUUACUAAACGUUCUCCUGGCAGUUCUAUCUCGUUACAGAAUAUGAAGAAUGAGAAGCACCAUGUGUCUGAAAUGUCCGAGAGGCGACAUGGCCAAAGGACGUAUUCUGAUGGCAAUCUGACUCUCGACCCAAGAUAUAACACUUUCCAGAAUGUGAGACGGGUUGAACCCCGAACGUACACGAACAAUCAAAGACAGCAAAAUGGCAUCAAAAGUGAUAGAAAGAAAUCCGAUGACAAUGUGUUUGUUGAUGACAGAAUGUCGUCAUCACGUUCCUCAUCCACAAAUGGAAAAACUAUAAACAAGGACUCUAAGGUAGCUGAAACAAAAUCAAAGGUGAAUCCAACAAAAUCAGUUAAGAAUAAAGACGAUGAUAAAGAACAAGGGAAAAAGGAAGAACCCAAAAAAGGUGAUCAGUCAUGCGCGAACACGCCAAGGUCAGACACUGAAUAUGAACAGCACCAAACACCUUCUCUCCAGAUUCCUUAUCAUGAGAAAAAGUUCAGCAUAGCUUCUGAUGAGGGGUACGUGACCUCCCCUCCAAGCACACCGUGUGGACGUCAUGCCCAUAGUAUCGUCUCCGACAGCAGCUGGAUCUCAACCGACUUCGACGACACUGCGUCAAGUUGUGAACCAAGCCCUGUUCAUGGACCAGUGAAGGUGAUACCUGCAUUUCUUAAACGAAAUGACAUCUCUUACGACUAUUCCAAAGCUAAACAUUCCCGCCGAUCAUCUGGCUAUGAAAGUACAUCAGAAUGUGACAGGGUUCAGGAGCAGGAAUGUGAUACACAAAAAAGGGAGGAGGGGGCAAAACAAGAAUUGUUCAAGCCUGAUAGUUGUGCUUCUUUGCCUUUCCGUCAAACCGAAGUAUGACUCUUGUCUCAUGGUUAACAAUUUAUUUUGUAUUUGUUCUGUUUUCGUUUCGAUGUCUGUAGUCACAAAAGGACAAUUCAAAUAUAGUUACCUUUGAACAUUUAAGGCCUGACAAGAGACGAUGGAUUCUUUUUUCAAAGAUUAAAUGUUAUGUGUAUCUUGAUGGAUCCACGGUACAGUGAUAUUGGACCAGUUUGGAUCUGUUCAUAUGUACAAUACAUGUUACACUAGCGCAUUUCCUCAACAGUUCUAGACCUAUGGCAAAUUAGAUGUGAGACAUAAUAAGAAUAUCAUGUCUUGUGGAGAACAUUGUGUUUUGGUCUCGCUUAACUUGGAAUUUAAGCCGCGAGAAGGUUUUGAGUUUCACCAAGCAUUUCGGUUUUACAUGAAUCUUUGAUUACAAAUGCCAUGACAGUUCCUCAGAAACAGGAAUAUUUAUAACAUGCUUUUAAUCUUUGUAUCUAGGAAUGUGAUUAUCGUAUGAGUGAAAGUGAAUACGUUAAACUGUCAUGCUUUCAAUAUUAUCAUCUCAGUUUUGUUCUUAGGUAACUUCAGUGUCACCUUUGAUUAAGGACAGCAGUUGGAAACUGUUUCUAAAACAUACACCAAGAUGGGAAUUGAGAAUAAGAAACAAUAUUAUGGAAGAUAUUUACUAUUCACUCACCAUUAAUUAAUACUUGUUCAACAUAUUCGUAUUCCUCAUUCAACACUAUAAAUCAAAAUAUCAUUAUUGAUCACGUUCAAAAUGUUGCAAUGAGUACAUUAAAAAUAAGACAAUCAACGUUACUUAUAUGUAUGUAUGGGCAACAGUAUCUUUUAUAAUAAUAAUUCAUCAAAUUAGAUUUAUCCUUUAUAGUGCUAAAGUUUCUUUCUCCAUGCUGCUAUUCCCUUGUGUGUGAUAUACAUCAUACUGAACUAGAUUGGACAGAUUCAGAAUAGAUAUAUUGAGUUUUGUAAGCACAUCAGUUGACGGAAUCGCAUCAUCAAAAACUAUUUCGUACUAAACCGAAUUUUAUUUUUAUGUAAUUGAAAGAACUGUUGUUAAAUUUGAUUAUGUCUAUUUAAUCAUCACCCACUCCUGCAACAGUUUGUAAAAUCUAGUCUGUUGCUGGGUAGUUUUGUGUAAAAUAAUAUUGGUCAAUGAAGACUGGGGUAAGAAAUGAAUUUGCAACCACAUGAUCCCUACCAUGUUUGAAAUGUAAAUGAAAAAAAGCAGAUUUUAUGAAUUUCAAAGAUUAGGUGUCAAAGAUACCCAUCACCAGUUGUGCAUUAUGCGAUUUUUCUUUAAGUUUUCAAAGUUUUAAAUCAAAAUAUAUAUUAUAAAAUCUAACCAUGUAGAAGUAUUCUUCGAGUACUCACCAAGCGCCAGUACAGUCCAUUUUUCGGAUAUGAUAUUGCUAACUAGAUAUUUUUGAUUGAAAUUAAAAGAUAAGAUGAAAUCAACUGGUGGAUAUAGUUUAUUUUGCUCAUCAGUGUAGUUGCCAUGAUCUACAGUACUGGUAUCUUCUCGUGUCUACAGAUGGCUGCAUGAAACAGAUAUUGGUAAUCAUGAUAUGAUGAUGUAAACGUGUACAUGCAUUUAUGAUUGACAUACACUCCAAUUCACAAACAAUGAUUUAUUGCCAAACAACAGCAAGUUCUUGUAACGUUUACGUGUAAGAGAUUGCCUGUUGCGAAGUAUUAUUUGAAAGUGAUUCAUAAACACAUGCUAUAGUCGGAAUCGUACUAUCGACUUUGCUUUUGGCAGAGAUAUGAAUUUGGAAAGGGUUUUGUCGCUUUUAUUUACUUUUAUCGAUAUCUCUGCCCCGCUAUCACAUUUACCUUGAAGGGUUCGUCUGAAUUUACAUGCUCCUUCUUUAUAACAUUUCAUGUUUAGGGUAAUCAGCACUCUAUUUAUGAUAGACACUAGAGCUACUUCGUUACUUGUUAUGCAUAGGAUCACAUCAUGUUUGUAUGCUGAUGAUAAAAGUAAUCACAAAUCCUGUUCAUUUCGAUUUACUUAGGUGUACAUUCCGAUGAUUCAUACUAGAAGUACAGUUAUGUUAUGUCAUACUCAAGCGAUGAAAUAUGAUUGAUUGGUGUAUGUAAAUAUCAUUUAAAAUGACAAAUGAUACUCAUCAACGAAUGUACCAGUCAUGAAGGCAUAUCCCAAUGUGGAUGAUUUUAAUGCAUUCAUGUCUGGUGCAAAAUGCUUGAAGGGGUCCGGUGAAACCAAUACUGAAUUUAAAUUUGUAAGGUGUUUUGAAGAUGUUUUAAAAAUAUGUUUUAUCUUGAUGCAGGCAUGUCAAUGAUUCAUUGCCAGAUUUCUGUUAAAAGGCCCAUCUCAUCAGUCAAAAUACUGACAACUAAAAGAAACGCAACGAAUAUGCUAGUUAUACGCUCGAAAACCUUUUGAUCUAUUAUUGUAAAUUGAAGAGAAAGAAUAUAAAUACUCCUGAAGAAUCAGGUAUGCCACAUGCGCACGUCGUGGCCCAUUAACUAUCAAUUCUAUAGUGAUGGAAAAAUAUAUGCAUGUCUUUUUCUUAAAUAUUCGUCAACUUGACAUUUUGAGAGAAAAAAAUCUCUCAUCUUAAUCUUUUACUUCGGAAUAUUUAAUCGUCUAUUUUAUGGGAAAAUCGAGCAGGGAACCUUGUGUAUGUUUCCGAAUUGAAGGCUACUUGAAUGUUGCGUUUCUUCUAAUGGUCAAUAUAGCUGUUGGAUUUCAGCACGCAGCAGGGUGUGUUGUAUGUGCUUUUUGUAGGUUAACGAAUGUAUGCGAAACAACUGUUAGCAUAGCAUAGGUUAGGCAAGUCAGUGCUGAAAUCACAUAGUGAGUGCUGUAGACAAACUAUAUUGUGGAUGGAUUCCAAUGGGUGAAAUCAGAGUUUAUGUUGCCAAUCUACACCCGUUGUUAAUAAGAUAGUCUGGUUCGGGGAUUGUACAACUCGAUUAAAUCCGUGCCUGAAUAUACCACUUUAAAUAUGGCGUAGACUGACUGAAAGUGGUACACUCAGCAAUCUGAAAAAUUAAAUGUAAACUGUAAUUCUUAACCUAUAUCAACGAUUUCAGCAUGACGAAUGUUUUCUUUUAACUGCAAAACUUACAUGUAUGUACGUAUAGUCAACACCCAAUAUAACGAAGGGAACAGCAAAAUCAUUUCGUUAAAUGAACAUAAACAGAAACCUUAUUUCCCACUUUUAUUGGAUUACAAGAUUUGAACCUAAUACUUUCUCUCCCAACCUUCGUUAUGACCGGAAAUGACCGCACAAGCAAAUGUACAUCAUGUACACUAGACGAGACCUAGUCUCUGACCAAAACAUAUUUGUAUUAGUACAAAAGUACAAAAUUGUGAGACGUUUGCCUCGGAUUAUUUUAAAUGAAAAUUAAUACAGACUGAUCAUGUCUUCUUGUACAUAUGAACUUGUCUUCACAUAUGUAAAUUUGAGAACAUAUAUUAACAUCUGAGAUCUUUAAUGUUGCAUGACGCCUAUAGCGCAUACGGCGUAUCUACUUUUAGGGCUUGUAUGGUGCUGUACUUUAAUGCUUUCCUCUCCCGAGGGGAUACAGGUGCACUUGGUCACAUGAUGAACUGUGCGCAACGUGAUAUGUGUUUGCCUGUGAUAAGACUGUCUGAAAUUAUAUAUGCUUGCGGCUAGGAUCAGUGUGUCACGUUAUUGGUGAAUAAAACCUAUAUUUAUAAAUU
This is a messenger RNA of Haliotis rufescens (red abalone), 7169 nucleotides long. RefSeq lists its product as uncharacterized. The transcript has 2 exons. Bases 1337 to 3487 code for a protein of 716 amino acids. The record is from RefSeq and is a predicted model, not a curated record. Lineage: Eukaryota; Metazoa; Mollusca; Gastropoda; Lepetellida; Haliotidae.